Molecule: messenger RNA, 1998 nt
Organism: Penicillium maclennaniae
Lineage: Eukaryota; Fungi; Ascomycota; Eurotiomycetes; Eurotiales; Aspergillaceae
Exons: 3
Coding region: 1-1998 (665 amino acids)
Cellular component (GO): plasma membrane
Molecular function (GO): calcium-activated cation channel activity
Source: RefSeq, a predicted model, not a curated record
AUGCGCAUUUACGUCAGGCCUACCUCAACUCACCAGCGUACGCGUCCCCGAAUCUCCUCGAGAACGGUCCUAUUCAUGUCGGUACCCGAGGACUACAAAAGCGAAACGAAGCUACGACAAGUCUUCGGGGACUGCAUUCGCCGCAUUUGGAUCACCACGGAUUGCAAGGAGCUGGACAAGCUUGUCAAUGAGCGCGACAGACUGGCCUUCAACUUGGAAACCGCAGAAACAAAGCUGAUUCGAAGAGCUAACAAAGCUCGUACGAAGUCGAUUCGGACGGGUGCAAGUUCAUCCGACAUCUGUCUCGACUGCGAGUCAACCAAUCCUGCAGGUUUUCACAAGGUCAGGCGACCAACACAUCGUCUGAGGUUCCUUUUCGGUGAAAAGGUGGAUUCCAUUCACUGGUAUCGAUCAGAACUAGCUCGAGUGACUACAAAGGUGGACAUCCUCCAGCGAAAACACCAAACCGGCGAGGCCAAACAGUUAUCGGCGAUGUUUGUCGAGUUCAAUUCCCAGGCGGAUGCCCAGGUGUCCCUACAAACUCUCUCGCACCAUCGGCCCUUCCAUAUGGCGCCUCGCUUCAUUGGCAUUUCUCCUAGGGAGGUCGUCUGGGAGGCACUGAAUCUCAGUUGGUGGCAACGCAUUGUGCGACGGUUUGCUGUUCAGGGUGGCCUGGGAGCUCUCGUGAUCUUCUGGUCGUUUCCCGCUGCACUUGUGGGAACAAUUUCAAAUAUUACAUAUCUGGCCAAGAUGAUUCCAUUCCUCAAGUUUAUCCUUCACCUACCUAACCUGGUCAAGGGGGCCAUCGAGGGUCUCCUGCCCUCCGCUGCUCUGGUGGCCUUGAUGUCGUUGGUGCCGAUCAUCUGUCGAAUUUGCGCGAGACAUGCCGGGGUCCCAUCAAUGGCGCGAGUCGAACUUUUUACCCAAAGCGCUCAUUUUGUCUUCCAGGUUGUGCAGGUGUUUUUAGUGACGACACUGACAUCUGCGGCAUCUGCUGCCACGACCCAGAUUAUCAAGGAUCCUCUCUCGGCAAAGGAUCUAUUGGCGCAGAAUCUACCUAAAGCCACCAACUUCUAUAUUUCUUACUUUUUGCUCCAGGGCUUGAGUCUGAGCUCGAUGGCGCUCGUACAGAUUGCGAGUGCGCUCGUGUUCAAGUUUGUGACGACCUUUUUUGCAUACUCGCCGCGCCGCCUGUUCCGAAAAUGGGCUCAGCUGGUUACUCUUAGCUGGGGCAAUGUGUUUCCUGUAUUCACCAAUAUGGGUGUAAUUGCGUUGACGUACUCCUGCAUUGCGCCAUUGAUUUUGGGCUUUGCCUUUGUUGGGCUGUAUCUCGUCUACCAGGCCUAUCGAUACAACUUUUUCUUCGUCUACAAUGUCGAAAUCGACACCAAGGGAUUAGUCUAUCCUCGCGCCCUGCAGCAUUUACUCACCGGUCUCUACCUGGCCGAGGUCUGCAUGAUCGGUCUAUUCGCAAUUAAGGGUGCGAUCGGCCCGCUUGUCAUUAUGGCCAUGUUCCUGAUUGGCAACAUUUUGGCCCACAUUUCGCUAAACGAAGCCCUUUCCCCAUUAAACACAUUUCUGCCACGAUCUCUGGAUGCCGAAGAGGAGCUUCUCAUGGAAAAGGAAGAUGCCCAGGCCGAAAUCAACGAAAUCAACGACUUACGUCGAUCUCGUGUCUUGGCAUUCUGGAAGUGGUUCCACCCAAACAUGUACAAAGACUUCGCAGCAAUGCGUCGAAAAGUGCGACGUAACGUUGCUGAGGUCGAUUAUACCGAGGAGCAGAUGCGCACAGCCUAUUUCGAGCCCAGUGUGGCGUCUCCCAAUCCCACGCUUUGGAUCCCGCGUGACAGAUGGGGGUUCAGUCGGCAUGAGAUCAUGGAGACUGAUCCUGCCAUCCAUAUCACGGAUGAAGGGGCUCACUUGAAUGAGAAAAACAAGAUUGUGUGGGACAAAUACGAUCCUCACCUUCCGCUACGUGAACGGAAGACGUUGUACUGA